Molecule: messenger RNA, 471 nt
Organism: Aaosphaeria arxii CBS 175.79
Lineage: Eukaryota; Fungi; Ascomycota; Dothideomycetes; Pleosporales
Exons: 3
Biological process (GO): removal of superoxide radicals
Molecular function (GO): superoxide dismutase activity; copper ion binding
Source: RefSeq, a predicted model, not a curated record
GUUGCCAUUCUCCACGGAGACCUAAUGAUAGGUGACUUGGUCGUUCUCGAACAAGAACACGAAGUUGCCUCAACCCUAAUUACCUGGAACAUCCGGGGUCACGAUGCAAAUGUGGAGCAUGCGUUCCACAUUCACAAGUAUGGCGACAACACCAAUGGGUGCACUUCAGCUGGGCCACGUUAUUCCAUGGGCACCACAACACAUAUGCCGCUAACAUGUCGACCGCGGAUAUGCCGAACGCAACGUUGGUAUCUCGGAAAUUUCAAAAGCAUCUCAAUCGGGUCUUUCAGUGAUAUUUUGGUCAAAUUGUCCGGGUCCUAUAGUAUCUUGGGUCGGACGCUGGUCGUGCAUGCCGGAAAAGAUGACCUUGGUCGAGGUCAAAAACCAGAACCAGAAAUUACUAUAAAUGCUUCAGCUCGGCCCAUCUGUGGUACAAUGCCCAAUUUCUUAUGUGCUACGUUAUUUGCGUAG